CGUUUGUUCAUAUCUGAUAUUGUAAUCGCUCACGAGGAAUUAGAUCACAAUUCACGGAAACAAGUAACUAAAUCGGAUCGCAACGGCAAGAACGGCUGGCUGUUGAUCAUGUCCGGGAUUCGGAGAGCAAGCCAUGCUGGCAGUUGGUACACGCAAAGCUCAUCCAAGCUCAACACUCAACUGGAUGAAUGGCUCUCCGAGGUACCCGACAAAAUCAACGAGAGCGACGUGCCUAUCAAAGGAGCAAGGGUGAUUAUUGCACCUCAUGCCGGCUACAGCUACUCCGGACCCUGCGCCGCCUGGGCCUACAAAGUCUUUGACGUCAGCGCCGCAAAGCGGAUCUUUGUCCUUGGGCCGUCACAUACGUAUUAUCUUUCCGGCUGCGCCUUGACCACCUACGCUACCUACGAAACGCCACUCGGCAACCUCCGGGUGGACCUCGACACGGUCAAGCAGCUCCGUGACACGGGCAAGUUCAAGGACAUACCUCGCGACAAUGAUGAGGAUGAGCACAGCCUGGAGAUGCACCUGCCGUACCUCGCCAAACGGUUGACACAGACGUUCGGUGGCGGAAGUGACGGCGACGGCGAUGCCUCGUGGCCGCCCGUCGUGCCGAUCCUGAUAGGCGACAACAAGCGAGACGCGGAAAAGGCAUUUGGGGAGCUGCUGGUGCCGUACCUACGCGACCCGAACAACGCCUUCAUCGUCAGCUCCGACUUUUGUCACUGGGGUGGCCGUUUCGGCUACACCAAGUACACUAGCGACGGAACAGUCGGGGGAGUGAGGAGUCUCGGCAGGGCGGACCGGAACUUGCCGGUCCCGAUACACGAGGGCAUACGGGUGUUGGACCACCUCGCCAUGGACGCCAUCGAGACGGGGAGCCACGACGCCUUUUACGAUAACCUCAAGGCGACGGGGAACACGGUCUGCGGACGCCACCCUAUCGGGGUCGUCAUGGCUGCGCUGGAGAUGCUGAAGAAGGAGAGGACUGGUGGUGAUGCUGCCGCGUCGGGUUCCAAGAAGGGAGAUGGCGUCUUCACCUUUGUCAAGUAUGACAGGAGCAGCCUUGUUGAGGAUGUCAGCGAUUCCAGCGUCAGCUACGCUGCGGCCUAUGCAGUGAUUUGAAGCGACGACUUGGAUGCUGAUGUCGAGUAGUUUUUUGAAGCUGGUUCUGAUCGCUCCUUGAAUUUUUUUUAUAUUUUUUAUAGGAAAUCAAUAAAAAAAAAUCAGAUUUACCUUAUACAUUUGUUGCCUCAUCUUCAACAAUCACGUCGCGGGUCUCGGAGACAUGACGUUGGGGAAAUAACGGGAUAAGCCGCUGUUGUGCUACUAGUAAGUCUAGUAGAACGGUGAGUAGAUCAGGGAUGAUAUUUGCCAGGAGUAUGUUUGAGUAGAUGGAGAUCAAUUCUGGAGCACGACAGCCCCUCAGCUAUAGAUCAUAAAUAGUUCGCGGAGAUUAACUCAAACCGCCUGAAGCUGCUUGACCCGAUCCCAGCCGAUUUUGUCG
Molecule: messenger RNA, 1507 nt
Organism: Pyricularia grisea
Lineage: Eukaryota; Fungi; Ascomycota; Sordariomycetes; Magnaporthales; Pyriculariaceae
Exons: 2
Coding region: 109-1125 (338 amino acids)
Source: RefSeq, a predicted model, not a curated record